GCAGAGUUUGGAAAGGUCAGAGAGAGUGCAUCUAAUCGGCAGCUCUCUGACAACAAAUAUCUAAGAAUAUGGAUUUUUAAACACCCUCCUUUUUUUUUUAAUCGUGUCUUGUGUAAUCUGGCGUAGUAGUUAUGCAGAAUUCUGCAAGUUGUUUUCUCAACGCUAAAUAAGAUCAAUUUAAGCCGCUUGCUAACUUGGCUUAACCCUUUGUCGUCUUAAUCGCGCCUGACUGGAUUUUAUUUUCAAUCAUUCAAUCAUCCGAAGACCCGCGUCCCUUCAGAAAUGGAUUUUGUCAUCUCUCCAGGCGACAUCAGCCCUGUGAGCGAUCCGUUCAGCGCCGGGCCCGAUGCAGUCCUCCGACCUCCGCGGCUCUCCUUGCCGGAGAUCGGAGCGAGGGGCUCCCCCUGCGCGAGCCUGGCCUCCCCCGGACCCAUGGCGGUGCUGUCUCCUGUGACCAACCUGGCUCUAAACAUGAAUAACCUCGCUGUUCUCGGAGGUCAAUGUGAGACGCCAAAGCGGAAGAAAAACCUGCCCCUCCUGAAGAUCCCUUCCUUCGCCUCUGAUGCUUCUUCAGAUGCAGGUCUCGGACUAGAGUCACCCAGCCCUUUGGAUGCUCUGGAUGCUGAGCAGAAGUUCGAGAAGGCCAUGCAGGAUGCCACACGAGCAGUUAAUGAAAAAAUGCCCAUUCGCAGGAUACACUCUUUGCCACUGCAAUGUUUGGGUCACAGUCCCAAUUUGAGAAAUAAAGAACCAGAUCCGUCGCGCUAUGGAGUGUGGACUUGUGCGAAUAGCAGCGACAACAAAGAGAACCUGGCUGAGGAGAAUUUUGAGUUCAAGAAGCCUUCCAUGCCAGCAUCACGCUGUCGUACGCGGUCUGCUGGAGGCACCAAGGAUGCUUUUGCCGGCCGACCCAACUCUGCUCCUGCUUUAAUGCUUUCCCCACCUUCAUCCCAGCAGCCUGACUCCUCAGACGAGAUCAGUCCCUUUAUAUUGCGCCGCCCUUCUCUCUCCUGUCUCCAUGACGAUGAUGAUGAUGAUGGCUUCUUAGAGGGGCUGGAUGAUGUCGAGAAUGAUUCGGAGGUUCCUCUUGGGAUGGACAGUCUUCUCACAGCUCCUCUGGUGGCUAAACAAAGUACUGACAGUAAUUAUUCGCCUGUUGUUCGUUGCCGCCCGCGUGGUUUGUUUCGAUCUCCCUCUAUGCCGAACCCCGGAGGGCGUAUCCCGCUCAAGAGACCUGAGAGGCCGCAAGAUGAAAACACACCUGUCAGAGUGAAGAGGAGGCGGAGCCUGGCGGGGACACAAGUUGCACCCACAGAACAAGACGAUGUUAUACCUCAUCAGGUUCAAAGGUCAAAGUCAUUUAAUCACACCCAGAUUGAAAGAAUGUUGGAUACAGAUCCCAGUAAUGUGACUGGAGAUUUCACCAAGGCUCCUGCACUACCCACAGUUGAUGGAAAACACCAAGAGUUGAAAUACAUCACUCCAGAAAUUAUGGUUAAUGCAAUGAAAGGCCAGUACAGCGAUCUGGUGGAGAGGCUGUUUGUCAUCGACUGCCGUUAUCCGUCCGAGUACGAGGGCGGCCAUAUUAAGGGUGCCCUUAACUUCCAUCAAGAGGAUCAAAUUGAAGACUACUUUUUAAAGAGUCCUAUUCUCCCCGAAUGUCCCGAGAAGCGUGUCCUGCUGGUUUUCCACUGUGAAUUCUCAUCUGAACGUGGCCCACGGAUGUGCCGCUUUGUUCGACAAAGAGAUCGAUUUUUGAACGAGUACCCCAACCUCCAUUACCCUGAACUCUAUAUCCUGAAGGGAGGUUACAAAGACUUUUUCCCACUUCACAAGUCGGUCUGUGAACCGCAGGCUUACAGGCCGAUGCAUCAUGAAGACUUUAAAGAAGACCUGAGGAAGUUCCGCCUUAAGAGCCGCACCUGGGCUGGAGAACGCAGCAAGAGAGACAUGUACAGCCGUCUCAAAAAUCUUUGAGCCUCGCGUUCCCUCUCCACCGUACUGCCGUUACUCGCUCAGAUGCUGCCCUCACACAUGACCUGAAGACGUGUGUUUGAUGGGAACAGCUGUUGGUUUUCAGGGUUUGGUAUUUCUGUUGUACCGCAGAGUCAAAUGAGGUUGAGAGGCUAUUAUGCAUCUCUGCCUGUUUGGUUCGAUCUUUAUAAUUAUAAUUUUUUUUUUUUUUUUUAAACUGCCAUUAUUCACCACCCUGGUCUCCCUUGAGAAACACACAGCUACAUGUCACUGUCAUGUAUUAAGUAUACACGUUUUAACUCGCCUGUAUCUUUUUCUUUUUUUAUUUAAUUUUUUUUUUUUUUUUUACUCCCAGGUUUUUGGCCAUUGGCUUGUCCUAACUUGUAUGUUGGAUAAAUUAGUGACUAUUUUACCUUGCUCCCCGUUCCCCUUGAGCACUUCCCCUUUUUUUAAUUGUUGUGGUGAUUACGUGAUUUAUGCAUUCGUUUUGCCUCCCUUUCUCACAUCUGGUCAGUUGCCCAAUAGUAAAGCUGUGAUUGCAGCCAGAGGACGGAUUACAUUGUAUAAAUUGGUUUAUAUAUUUUGAAUAUCACAAUUAUGCAAAUUCUCAUAAUCGCAAAAUAAUGACUUUAAAUCUUGACCUGUUUGUUUUGGCAAUUACUAUAUUGCUUCGAGUGUCCUGGUUUGCGUUUUUUGGACAUCGAGCGUUCUUUUAGGGGGAGCUAGCAAUAAUAUUUUAUUUUAAUUUUUUUUUUUUCCCUCACUUGGCUGACAGCUUUAACUCGGGGACGGGAUCCUGAAUUUUUCUGCUGCUGGUCAGCAAGUGAUGACCACAAUGUUCACCAAAAUGUUCCGAAACGAGAUCUAGUUCUAUUUGUCUGUACACCAGUGACAGUUGAGAGUUGCAAAUCUCCCGUGCAAGGUGUGUUUUGUAUAUUUUUACCUUCCUGAGUGUGUUUUAUUGGUCAUGUGUGACUGAGAGGCUGGUGUAUGCAUUCAUUAAUAAACUUGGAGUUUGGGGUAACAGCUCUUUGCUCAA
This is a messenger RNA of Puntigrus tetrazona (Sumatra barb), 3013 nucleotides long. RefSeq names its product cell division cycle 25B (gene cdc25b). Gene Ontology annotation, biological process: positive regulation of G2/M transition of mitotic cell cycle; positive regulation of G2/MI transition of meiotic cell cycle; protein dephosphorylation. The record is from RefSeq and is a predicted model, not a curated record. Bases 283 to 1977 code for a protein of 564 amino acids. Gene Ontology annotation, molecular function: protein tyrosine phosphatase activity. Lineage: Eukaryota; Metazoa; Chordata; Actinopteri; Cypriniformes; Cyprinidae. Gene Ontology annotation, cellular component: cytoplasm; nucleus. The transcript is spliced from 15 exons.